AUGUACGUCUUUCGUUUGAAAAAGCGUGUAAUCCAAAGAAUAAAGUUAGAAAACAAGUUCAAGUUAAAAAAAUGUAAUAAAACACCAGAAAAUUUUGAAACAGCGAAAAUAAGAAGAAUUGAAAAGCAAAAGACUAAAACCAGACUAGACGAAAGAGACGAAAAAGCAAAAAAGAGUGGAAAUCUAAAGAAGAAUAAACCAACUCACCUGAGAAUAGUUCGUUUGAAGAAAAAGGUGAAAAACAAAAAAAGAAAAAAAGAUACAUUUAAUUUCGAUCACAAAGAAAAUAACAGAGUUAUCUGGACUAAUCUUAAUUACAAGGAUGAAGAGGCAGAUUUGACAAAAUGUCGACCACCAGACAAAUUUGAAAUAGCGAAAUUAAAAAGGAUUGAAAUGCGAAAGAAUAAAACCAGACUAAACGAAAAAAACAAAAAAGCAAAAAAGGAUGGAAGACUAAAAGAGAAUAAACCAACUCAAAAAGCAAAAAAGGAUGGGAAACUAAAAAAGAAUAAACCAACUCAACUGGGAAUAGUUUGUUUGAAGAAAAAGGGAAAAAGCAAAAAUAAAAAAAAAGAUACAUUUAAUUUCCAUCACAAAGAAAAUAACAGAAUUAUCUGGACCAAUCUUAACUACAAGGAUGAAGAGGCAGAUUUGACAAAAUUUCGACCUUAUCUUAUAAAAUCAAUAGCUCCUUCCGGCAGAAAACUUCUUUUUGAGUUAAUGACUAUGACUUCACAAGAUUGGAAGGCAGAUUUUAAGUAUGAGAUAGAAUUAAAUCCUCAAUGCUUGAAAAAAGAAAAAACUUCUUUUAUUUACUUAAAUACUUUAGUUUAUGUGAAAGCAAAAAAGAAGAAUUUAAAAAGCCUAUUCAAAUGUGAUUGUAAAAAUUGCUUGAGUGAAAAAGAAUACAAUUUAGUUAUCACUUUGCAAAAAGAAUUUCAGGGAAAUAAUCAAGUAAAAAGGAUUGAAAUAGAUGGGAUUACCCAAACUUAA
Messenger RNA from Dentiscutata heterogama, 993 nucleotides. The record is from the annotation of a GenBank genome assembly. NCBI's taxonomy places the organism in Eukaryota, Fungi, Glomeromycota, Glomeromycetes, Diversisporales, Gigasporaceae.